Trichoplax adhaerens is the source of this 2415-nucleotide messenger RNA. RefSeq lists its product as uncharacterized. The transcript has 19 exons. The record is from RefSeq and is a predicted model, not a curated record. NCBI's taxonomy places the organism in Eukaryota, Metazoa, Placozoa, Uniplacotomia, Trichoplacea, Trichoplacidae. The coding region runs from base 1 to 2415 and encodes 804 amino acids. Gene Ontology annotation, molecular function: protein binding.
AUGGAUGAUGAAAAGCAAAUUGAAGAAGAAAAUACAAACUUUUUUCAACUUCCAAGCUUACCAAAUUACAGGAAAACGGGAGCUAGCUUGUCUUUCAUACCUUCUUUAAAACAAAAUCGAAUUUUACAUGAUACGAAGGUGAAACCAUUACUGAAUUUUGACGAUAAAGCAAUCUUACCCAAUGUGAAUGGCCAAAAGCUAGAGAUUGAUAUAUUAUCCGAAUCAAUAAGUUUAAAUAGAAUUUGUUUUAAGAUUUGCCGUUGGUUUUCGAUGUGGAAUAUAUGCCAGCAAAAAAUUUUCAUUUCUAGUUUGGUCGAAAAAUGUUCUGAAAAUGUCUUAGUACAACUCGAUUCAACCCUUGAACCAGUAUAUCAUCACGAUUUUAAAAUUCAAUUGACACAUAGACGAAGCAAGAGCAGUCCUAUACCAAAUACGAUUGCUAGUAGGAGUACUAGUGGUAAAUCGGAUAUCAACAGCUACAGUGAUGCUACAAUGAACUCAUCGGAGGCACAAAGUAGUGAAACACUAAGAAAUUCCUUACGAUCUUAUGAUUUUAGAAAUAGUGAUUACUGGACGAACGAAAAAUAUUCGUCGUCUCAACGGCCUGCACUGACAAUUACGAAACGUCUUAAAUCUACCAGCUUAAGAAAUACCACACAUCAAGAUGUUGCAACAAUAACGAAAAACUCUGAAAAUGAAUUUAAAGAUCAACUAAAACACGUCCUGAAAAGAAUCGAUCACUGGUCUGAGGGAAAAACCGAAGUACUUCUAAUGACAAUUGCUAAGGAAGCAACACCAUCAGUAUUACAAUACCUAGCUAAUUGCGUGAAUCAACGUUUGGAUCAUCGCCUUAAUAUAAACUGCCUAACAGAUAAAAUACUAUUAACUAUUUUCUCCAAUCUGGAUCCCCAAAGCAUUUGUCGUUGCGCUCAAACUUGCCAGCGAUGGAGGUAUCUUACUAAAGAUAAUUCAUUAUGGUAUUCUAAAUGCGAUGAAUUAACUGACGAAGUUGAGGCGCAAGACUUGAUGGAUGUUAUAGAAGAAUCUGCCAAAGAACAUGAUGUAAGCAUCGAUUGGAAACUGGCAUAUCAAGAAUUACUCAAUAUCGUUAACAAUAAUUUAACAAGCGAAUACUCCGCCAAUAUUUCCCGGGAAAGCUUAUUUACCGAGCACUACGGCAUCAAAUUUCUAGAGGAUAUUAACAAUACUAUUGAAAAGGAAUAUGCUAACUUACGCAUUUUCAUGGCCAAAUUUUUAACUGCUCUACUGAUAGAUAUACACCAUGAAGCUGAAUGUCAAACUAUAGCCGAUACUAGAACAGAAGAAGAUCCUUACUAUGACGAUGAUUCAAUAGAUUCUUUUCACAAUUUGAACCUUGGAACACUCGCAAAAGUUGUGCAUUUCACUUCAAAACUAGCAAAUGAAAGAAAUGCAGUCCGUUCAGGAAUUGUUAGGCCUUUAAAGCACGUUUUCCGGCUGCAAGGACAUCUUGAAGCGGUCAUGUGCCUACAAUUCGAUAAAUGUAAAAUUAUUUCGGGAUCCGCAGAUCGUACUUUAAGACUAUGGGAUAUUCGAAGUGGUAGACCCGUCAAAGGAGGAAUUAGAUGUCUUCAGUAUGAUGAUAAUAUCAUUGUUACUGGCUCAUGGGAUGCCACUGUUCGAGUAUGGGACAUCAUACAAUAUAAAACAUUAAACAUAUUGUAUAAGCAUCGAGAUUGUGUUUCCUGUCUGCAGUUUACUGAAGAGAAACUGAUUGAUAACUAUCAUUUUGAUCUAUCUAGUGUUACUGGUAGCUAUGAUAGCACUUUAUGUGUAUGGAAUAUGAAGAAUUGGGAAUGUAAAGGUGUUUUUAAGGGCCAUACCGAUUCAGUAAAUUGUCUUCACUUCGAUGGACGAAUGGUAUUGAGUGGCUCUACAGAUAAGACACUAUUAUACUGGAACUGUGAAACAUUAGAGUGCCUCCAUAGGUUUACAGGCCAUACUGAUGCAGUAUUGUCUUUAGAGGUUCGCAGUGGAUUAGCUGCAAGCGGUUCUGCUGAUGGUAAAAUUAUGUUUUGGAAUUUAAAGCAUAAAUUUCAUGAAGCAACGGUAGCUAUUCAUAAGAUUCCAGUGAGAUCAAUCCGGUUUAUGGGUUUAAGAUUCUUCGCAGGAUUAGAUGAUGGCAAUAUUAAAGAAUUUGAUCUAAGAACUGGCAUUUACAUUCGAACCCUUAGUGGUCAUUUUGGUCCCGUUCAGUGCUUACAGAUUCAAAAGAAAAGAAUGAUAUCAUCAUCAGAUGAUGGCUCAAUUCGGAUCUGGGAUAUGAAAGAAGCUCCCCUACAAGUUGGUAAUAAAUCCUAUCCACGUUUACUAAAUAAAAUAGUCCUACCUCCAAAUGUAAUUACUGAAGAAUUGAUGGAAUUACAAUUUAAUUAG